AUGGUGGGGCUGCCAUAUGAUUGCCUUGCAAACCCACUGGGAGCCGUCCGGUUGACAUUCGAGAGAGUAGUGGCCUCCGGCUCGGAUUCUGCUGCACUUGAUGGCAGCGACUGGGGCGCCGCCGAUCUCUUCCGUCAGUUUAUAUAUGAUGAUGGCGGUCUCUCUCAGGUGCCAUUGCUUAACCCAUCGACAAUUAAAUGGGUUCUGCCUAACACACUUGUUCGCUUUCGUGGUAUGGUACAAGACAUGUUGGGCAAUGAAUACUAUGUUGGUGCUUACAAGGAUGGUGACAAGUGGAGAACAAAUAAGUUUGCCGAUGUUUCCCAAUGUCCUGUGGAUGCUUCAUCUGAUAUGCGAAUUUGGGAGCGCCGACUACUUUAUUGUGUACCUGUUCCAGGGCAGAACUCAUGGGUUGAAUCUUCUAAUGAAGCCAUGAAGAAUGUAUACACAAAUUAUAUAUCCCCACAAAGGGAGAAGCGCCAGAGGGAAAAUGGUGCAAAUAUGAGAGAUGUUGAUGUUGUGGUACCCCUUUUGGAUGAAGGAUUGGCUCCAGAGUCGUUAAACUUGCAGAAUACUGUAUCUGAAGGAAGCUCUACUAGCUCUGGUUUGGUUCCUGUUGAAAAGAGUUCUUUCUCCUGUCUAGUGAAGAUAUAUGACUCUCCAGAAACCAACUUGAAGCUAAAUGAUGUUUUUGAGUUUGUUGGCAUCUUUACUUUUGACCCGGAUCUCACUGUAAAACGAGAAGAUAAUGAUGAACUGGCAGAGAACUUUGAAGAUUCAUUACUUCAUCUACCUCCUACCAAGGUGCCUCGACUUCACUGUGUUUUACACCGGAAGCUUGAGGCUACUGAUUAUAUUUUGAGCCCUCAGUGGGAAUUAACGCCCAGUGCAAUUAAAGAAGUUCGUGAAUCUCUUAUUGGACAUCUUGCUGCUGUUCUUGGAAAUGACAGGAUGGCAGCUCAAUAUAUGUUAUUGCACCUGUUAUCCAGGGUGCACACAAGAGUAGAUUCAAUUGCUGUAGGCAAGUUAUCUCUAAAUCUCACUUGCCUUGGCAAAGAAAGUAUGUCUGUGUUUGGGAAUCAUCUCAAAUGUGCUAUAGAGAACCUUGUACCAUUCACGCAAUGCCUGCCUCUUACAAUCGAUUAUCUCAACACUGUUUCCCUUGCCCCAAAGAAGGAUUACAGCACAAACAGGUUGGUAUCUGGGUUUCUGCAGUUAGCUGAAGGUUCACACGUAAUCAUUGAUGAGACCCUAUUACAGACAGGAAUCCUGAACUCAACUGGGGUUGAAAAUGCAAGAAUUUUGAAAAACAUGAUGGAGUUGCAGAAGGUUGAGUAUGAUUUCACAUAUUAUAAGAUGGAGAUGGCUGCGAAUAUUCAACUGCUGAUCCUGUCUGAUGGGAAAUCAAACAUCCUGCCAGCUGAUCUUGUUCUCCCUCUUCAUCCAUCUUCAGUCGGGUGCAGUUCAGUAGUGAAUGAGGAAAUGUUGAAUGCUUGGAGAUGGUAUUUGGCUACCAUGAAGUCACUCUGUCAUUCGAUUGAGCCACAUAUGCAGAAGAUUGUCGAAGAUGAUUUAGUUGCUGCCAGGCAAGCUGACAGAAGUUUAGGCACCCAUGAAUUCAGCAGAUGGCUUACAAUGGGGCGCCUCAUGUCGGUGAGCUUUGGUGAGACGAGUCUGUCGAUGGAGCACUGGCAGAUGGUGAAAGAACUCGAGAGGCUCAGAAAGGAGAGACUUGGCUGA
Molecule: messenger RNA, 1740 nt
Organism: Striga hermonthica
Lineage: Eukaryota; Viridiplantae; Streptophyta; Magnoliopsida; Lamiales; Orobanchaceae
Source: the annotation of a GenBank genome assembly